UUUCCUCUGCAUUUGUUGCUUGAUUGCUGAAGCUGCCGGUCGACGCGCGGCCUUUGUCCGAUUACACUGUAAACCGGCGCAGACCCAUCUUGGGCCGCUGAACAGUUUCGUCUGUGCCGUGAUCGCUCGCGUUAGCAGCUACGACAAUGAUGUCCAGGUCGGUGCGCGCCGAGACGCGGAGUCGCGCCAAGGACGACUUCAAAAGGGUCAUGCAGGCCAUCGACAAGGUUCGCAAAUGGGAAAAGAAAUGGGUUACCAUAGGAGACACGAGCAUGAAAAUCUACAAAUGGGUCCCAGUUCCAAGUACAGACCAGGCAAGAGCAAAGACCAAAGUACCAACAGCUUCAAGCAACAAAGAAAACAUUGAAACAUCAGGAAAACAUGACAUCAAGAAUGACGACUCCCAAUCCUUGGUAGGAAAAGACAAGUCUAAUUCAAACAUGUCUGAAGGCAUGGAGGAAUCUUUCACUGGUUUCUCAGAGUUCAGCCAGGACUCUCAGGGUGACAGUCAUGUUCUAAGGGAUUCACGACCAGAAGAAUCCAGCACAUGCAUUACUGAAAACAGCAGCGACACACAAUUUCCAGACUCUCAGGGAGACCUCUCAGCAAGGCGAGACGAAUCUAGUGAAGACAGCACAGAGGCACCAUUGAAGAAGCUGAAAAUGAGCAGUGAUUGCUCUAAGGCAUAGUAGCAUCACUGCCAACCGCCAUCUCUACCAUCAUCAUGAGUAACAAACAUUUAUGUUGUAAGAGCCACCUGCGUCGUGUCAUCCAGUGCCCAUCAUCACAUCUUAUGUGCUGCUAGGAAGGGUCAAUGUGAAUCUCAGCCCUGGUGAAAGGAGAACUGGGAACUUGCGAUUGAGUGAAGUGCAUGCACUUGUGCGUAGGGAUACAUAGCAACAUGUUCUGUGUUACUUGGCGUGCGCUUAAAAUUGGGGUUGCAGGAGAAUGGUAGCCUUUCGGAAUGCCCAUUGAAUUAAAGCACCAGUGUACUCCUAACUACAUAGCUGCUGCAGGAAAUGUUUGAAUCUGUGUUAUGCAUUCCACAGCUUUUCUUUGUGAUUGGUUAUGUACAAACACAGUUGUGUCAACCAAGGUGAAGCACGUAUAAUCCAGACCUGGAGUGGUCUGUUAGCAGCAGUUCAAUAUUAAUUUCAACACCUUGAUGCCUCACUCUUCCACUGAUCUUACAUGAAGGCCCUACAACAUGAUUACAGCACCUUUUGCCUGCUUAUAUUAGCUCAACAUAUUGAACUAUUACUAGCAUGAGUAUGUGCCUGUUAAGUAGCUUGAUUAAGUGCAUCCUAUUUGGUUUAGUGAACUGCCUUGUGUCAGUUUGUUCACUUGUCUCGAAGUGACGGUUCCUUCAGGUGACAUAGUUUAUGAGUAUGAAAACUGUAAAUAUUUUAAAAUCUAUACUAAAAUAGAAGCGCUGCUGGUGUAUAAGCUAGAGCAGUAAAAUUAUGCCUGUGACCAUUUCAUCUGUUAUUGUCAUGUUCAUUGUGGACAUUCUGCAUUGAGUUGUGUUAUGUGACAGAAGUAUCUAGGUCACUAUGAGAACCUGUGUACUACAGGACAUAAUAAAAAAAAGGUGUAAAACAAA
Molecule: messenger RNA, 1603 nt
Organism: Dermacentor silvarum
Lineage: Eukaryota; Metazoa; Arthropoda; Arachnida; Ixodida; Ixodidae
Gene: BCL7-like
Product: B-cell CLL/lymphoma 7 protein family member A-like
Exons: 7
Coding region: 147-689 (180 amino acids)
Source: RefSeq, a predicted model, not a curated record